AUGGCUUCACGCAGACUUUGGCUUUGUAAAGCUUCUUCUUUCCGGCAUCGAUGGCCUCGAUCGUCAGAUGGAGCAGAGUUCCAGCAACCACUUGAUCCUCGAUCGUCAGAUGGAGCGAAGCAAGCGAGGUGUUCGGUUUCGAGGCUGUUCUGGGAGGCAUGGGAUUCGUGGACUCCGCCGAGAGUGGCCAUGUUUUGGAGUUGGGAGGGAUUUGAUUCUUCUGCGAAGGAUGAGAAUGCAAGGAAAGGUAAGAAGACGAAGAGGUUGAGUUGCAUAAACAGACGCAAGGAGGAAGAAGAAGAUAAUUUCGAUUUCAAUUUCGCCGGAGGACACUUGUAG
Prunus armeniaca (apricot) is the source of this 339-nucleotide messenger RNA. Lineage: Eukaryota; Viridiplantae; Streptophyta; Magnoliopsida; Rosales; Rosaceae. The record is from the annotation of a GenBank genome assembly.